This is a messenger RNA of Cricetulus griseus (Chinese hamster), 2506 nucleotides long. Lineage: Eukaryota; Metazoa; Chordata; Mammalia; Rodentia; Cricetidae. The record is from RefSeq and is a predicted model, not a curated record.
AGUCUUUUUCUGACAUCGCUCUGAAUAAUGAGAAGGCGAUGGUGGAGACAAGUUAUCCCAGCCAAACUACUCGGUUGCCUCCCAUCACCUACACUGGUCGGUUCUCCCUGGAGCCUGCACCCAACAGUGGCAACACUUUGUGGCCUGAACCCCUUUUCAGCCUAGUCAGUGGCCUCGUGAGCAUGACCAAUCCUCCGGCUUCUUCAUCCUCAGCACCUUCUCCAGCAGCUUCAACGUCUUCCUCUGCCUCCCAGAGCCCACCCCUGAGCUGUGCUGUGCCAUCCAACGACAGCAGUCCCAUUUACUCAGCUGCACCCACCUUUCCCACUCCCAACACUGACAUUUUUCCUGAGCCCCAAAGCCAGGCUUUUCCCGGCUCAGCAGGCACUGCCCUACAGUCCCCGCCUCCUGCCUACCCUGCCGCCAAGGGUGGCUUCCAGGUUCCCAUGAUCCCUGACUAUCUGUUCCCACAACAACAGGGAGACCUGGGCCUGGGCACCCCAGACCAGAAGCCCUUCCAGGGUCUGGAGAACCGUACCCAGCAGCCUUCACUUACUCCACUAUCCACUAUUAAAGCCUUCGCCACUCAGUCGGGAUCCCAGGACUUAAAGGCUCUUAAUACCACCUACCAAUCCCAACUCAUCAAACCCAGCCGCAUGCGCAAGUACCCUAACCGGCCCAGCAAGACACCCCCCCACGAACGUCCUUAUGCCUGCCCAGUGGAAUCCUGCGAUCGCCGUUUUUCUCGCUCUGACGAGCUCACCCGUCACAUCCGCAUCCACACGGGCCAGAAGCCGUUCCAGUGUCGAAUCUGCAUGCGCAACUUUAGUCGCAGUGACCACCUUACCACUCACAUCCGCACCCACACAGGCGAGAAGCCUUUUGCCUGUGACAUUUGUGGGAGAAAGUUUGCCAGAAGUGAUGAACGCAAGAGGCAUACCAAAAUCCACUUACGACAGAAGGACAAGAAAGCAGACAAAAGUGUUGUGGCCUCUUCGGCCACCUCUUCCCUCUCUUCCUACCCAUCCCCAGUGGCUACCUCUUACCCAUCCCCUGCCACCACCUCAUUUCCAUCCCCUGUGCCCACCUCCUACUCCUCUCCUGGCUCCUCGACCUACCCAUCUCCUGCACACAGUGGCUUCCCCUCGCCCUCAGUGGCCACCACCUAUGCCUCCGUUCCACCUGCUUUCCCUGCCCAGGUCAGCAGCUUCCCAUCUGCAGCUGUCACUAACUCCUUCAGCACUUCAACUGGGCUUUCGGACAUGACAGCCACCUUUUCUCCAAGGACAAUUGAAAUUUGCUAAAGGGAAAGAAAGAAAGCAAAGGGAGCAGGGAAAAAAAAUGAAAAGACAAUGGACAGGAGGGCAUCUUUUUCUGACUCCCUCAGAAGGGGCUCCUCUUAAGUCAGAGCCACGACCUCUCUCUAGCCAAGAGAAGGUCUGUUGGCCAACAGUCCUUUUACCGUCCCUGCCUCCCCAUUCCUAUUCCCUUUGACUUCAGCUGCCUGAAACAGCCAUGUCUGAGUUCUUCACCUCUAUCCAAAGAACUUGAUUUGCAUGGGUAUUGGAUUAAUCAUUUCAGUAUCGUCUCCAUCGUAUGCCUGACCCUUGCUCCCUUCAGUGCUACAUCAAGUUGGCAAAAAAACGGGUUUGGGCCCUCAGAACCCUGCCCUGUAUCUUUGUACAGUGUCUGUGCCAUGGAUUUUGUUUUCCUUGGGGUACCCUUGAUGUGAAGAUAAUUUGCAUACCCUAUUGUAUUAUUUGGAGUUCCGUCCUCACUUUGGGGGGGAGGGGGAGCAAAGCCAAGCAAACCAGUGGUGACCCUCUUAUUUUGUGAUGGCUGCUGUGACAACAUGUGUGGAGCAUCUUUUGAAGCAGCAGUCCUAGGUAUUAACCAGAGCAUGUGUCAGAGUGUUCCGUUAACCUUUUUGUAAAUACUGCUCGACUGUACUCUCACAUGUGACAAAGUAUGGUUUGUUUUUUUUUUUUUUUUUCCUUUUUUUAAAUUUGCCCGUCCCUUUGGUUAAAAGAGUUUCACGUCUUGGUGCCUUUUGUGUGACACGCCUUGCCGAUGGCUUGACAUGUGCAAUUGUGAGGGACAUGCUCACCUCUGGCCUUAAAGGGGUAGGAGUGAUGUUUUGGGGGAGGCUUUGAGAGAGAAAUGAGGAAGAGGGCUGAGCUGAGCUUUGGUUCUCCAGAAUGUAAGAAGAAAAAUUUUAAAACAAAAUCUGAACUCUCAAAAGUCUAUUUUUUUAACUGAAAAUGUAAAUUUAUACAUAUAUUCAGGAGUUGGAAUGUUGUAGUUACCUACUGAGUAGGCGGCAAUUUUUGUAUGUUAUGAACAUGAAGUUCAUUAUUUUGUGGUUUUAUUUUACUUUGUACUUGUGUUUGCUUAAACAAAGUGACUUGUUUGGCUUAUAAACACAUUGAAUGCGCUUUAUUGCCCAUGGGAUAUGUGGUGUAUAUCCUUCAGAAAAAUUAAAAGGAAAAUAAAGAAGCCGAAAUUA